AUGACUAUUGAUUUAUCUUCUAUUGAGAAAUUCCUGUGUAAGCUAGCUACUGAAAAAGUAGGUCCAAUAAUCAAAUCCAAAUCAGGCACCCAAAAGGAUUAUGAUUUAAAAACUGGUUCCAGAAGGGUUGAUAUCGUGACAGCUAUCGACAAGCAAGUUGAAAAGUUGAUUUGGGAGUCGGUAAGAGCUCAAUAUCCAAAUUUCAAAUUCAUUGGGGAAGAGAGUUACGUGAAAGGGGAGACUAUGAUUACCGAUGAUCCUACUUUCAUUAUUGAUCCAAUUGAUGGGACCACAAACUUUAUUCAUGACUUUCCAUUUAGCUGUACUUCUUUAGGACUAACGGUAAACAAAGAACCCGUAGUAGGUGUUAUUUACAAUCCUCACAUUAACCUUCUUGUAUCAGCAUCUAAAGGAAACGGUAUGAGGGUCAAUAAUAAAGACUACGACUAUAAAUCAAAACUAGAGUCUAUGGGUUCUCUAAUAUUAAAUAAAUCCGUGGUGGCAUUACAACCAGGUUCAGCUAGAGAGGGAAAGAAUUUUAAGACAAAAAUGGCUACUUAUGAGAAAUUAUUAUCCUGUGAUUACGGUUUUGUUCACGGAUUCAGAAAUUUAGGAUCAUCUGCAAUGACCAUGGCCUAUAUAGCUAUGGGAUACCUAGAUAGUUAUUGGGAUGGAGGCUGUUAUUCAUGGGAUGUUUGCGCGGGGUGGUGUAUUUUAAAAGAGGUAGGCGGUCGUAUAGUGGGUGCCAAUAGAGAUGAGUGGAAUAUCGGAGUCGAUAAUAGGACAUAUUUAGCUGUGAGAGGAACAAUAAACAAUGAAAGUGACGAACAAACAAAAUAUAUCACGGACUUUUGGAAUUGUGUUGAUGGCCAGUUAAAAUAUGACUGA
Molecule: messenger RNA, 888 nt
Organism: Saccharomyces mikatae IFO 1815
Lineage: Eukaryota; Fungi; Ascomycota; Saccharomycetes; Saccharomycetales; Saccharomycetaceae
Gene: INM1
Product: inositol monophosphate 1-phosphatase INM1
Exons: 1
Coding region: 1-888 (295 amino acids)
Biological process (GO): phosphatidylinositol phosphate biosynthetic process; signal transduction; inositol metabolic process
Molecular function (GO): inositol monophosphate 1-phosphatase activity
Source: RefSeq, a predicted model, not a curated record